GCUUGCGAACCCGGAGUGGACGAGUGCGCACUCGGCCGCAGCUUGCGCGCGUCACGGUCACCGCUGCAUUCUCGCCUCCGGAGUGCGUGAGCCGCCGCUGAGCCCCGGGAGGACGCGCUGCCCUACGCUCUCCGCACGCGCGCCCCUUUCCCACCGCAACAGGUCAGGGGAGGGCGGAGGCGGUGAGGGAGCAAGGCCCCCAAGCCUGGCGGACCCAGGGUCUGGAAGAUGAAUACACUUGUCACUUUGCACUGACUGGCAGCAAUGGCAUUUACUGAAAGAGCCAACAGCAGCAGCAACAGCUUGUACAAUGAAGAUAGAAACCUGCUUCGAAUUAGAGAGAAGGAAAGACGCAAUCAGGAAGCUCACCAAGAGAAAGAGGCAUUUCCUGAAAAUAUUCCCCUUUUUGGAGAGCCCUACAAGACAGAAAAAGGUGAUGAGCUAUCCAGCCGAAUACAGAACAUGCUGGGAAACUAUGAAGAAGUAAAGGAGCUGCUUAGCACUCAGUCUCACCCUCAUCGCUUGGAUGCUUCUGCAAAUAGGUCGGGCAAGCCAAGAUACCCUUUACUUCCUGAGAAGGGGAGCAGCCUCCCACCGCACUCCUUCAGCACGAGUGUCCAUCACCAGCCUAUUAGCACUCCUGCCUCCGGACCACUGUCUGUUGGUAACAUUAGCCACAAUCCAAAGAUGGCACAGCCACGAAUGGAACCAGUGCCAAGUCUCCACGUCAAAAGCCAUGGCCCCCCAGACAGCCAGCGCCUGACCCAAGAUCGCCUUGGUCAGGAGGGGUAUGGGUCUAGUCACCACAAAAACGGCGACCGCAGAGCUGAUGGAGACCACUGUGCUGCGAUGACAGACUCAGCUCCAGAGAGGGAGCUUUGUCCCUUACUCUCCUCUUUACCGUCCCCCAUCCCCCCUUUGUCACCUAUACAUUCCAACCAGCAAACUCUUCCCAGGAUGCAAGAAAGCAACAAGGUUCACAGCAGUAACAGUAACAAUAAAGGCUACUGCCCAGCCAAAUCCCCCAAGGACCUGGCAGUGAAGGUCCGCGAGAAAGAGACGCCUCAGGACAGUUUAGUGGCGGUUGCUAGCCUUGGGGUAGCCCCUCCCCAGCCACCUUCUCAGACUUUCCCUCCACCCUCGCUCCCCUCAAAAAGCAUUGCAAUGCAGCAGAAGCCCACGGCUUAUGUCCGGCCCAUGGAUGGUCAAGAUCAGGCUCCGAGUGAGUCUCCUGAACUGAAACCACUGCCGGAGGCCUACCGGCAACAGACCUUUGAAAAAACCGACUUAAAAGUGCCUGCCAAAGCUAAGCUCACCAAGCUGAAAAUGCCUUCUCAGUCAGUUGAGCAGACCUACUCCAAUGAAGUGCAUUGUGUUGAAGAGAUUCUGAAGGAAAUGACCCAUUCAUGGCCUCCUCCUUUGACAGCAAUACACACGCCUAGUACAGCUGAGCCCUCCAAAUUUCCUUUUCCCACAAAGGUAAUUCCUUACAAGCAUAGCAGGCACUGCGUCCACAGUGAGAAGUCUGAGACAGAACAAUAUGAUACAUCUUCAAAAACGCACCCUAAUUCGCAGCAGGGAACAUCCAUGCUUGAAGAUGACCUUCAGCUUAGUGACAGCGAGGACAGUGAGAGCGAGCAAACCCCAGAGAAGCCUCCUUCCACAUCUGCACCUCCAAGCGCUCCACAGUCGCUUCCAGAAGCAGCGGCCUCAGCACAUUCCAGUGGUGCCGAGUCAGAGAGCACCAGUGACUCAGACAGCUCCUCGGACUCGGAGAGCGAGAGCAGCUCAAGUGACAGCGACGAGAAUGAGCCCCGUGAAACUGCGGCUCCUGAGCCCGAGCCUCCUACAACAAAUAAAUGGCAGCUGGACAACUGGCUGACCAAAGUCAGCCAGCCAGCCGUGCCACCAGAGGCCCUGGGGAGCGCAGAACCCCCACCUCGGCACCCGGACGGGAAGGGCAAGGGUGGUGACAGUGGCACCACUAGUCACGAGCAUUCGGAAUCCAAAGAUCCUCCCCCCAAAAGCUCCAGCAAAGCCCCCCGGGUCCCUCCUGAAGGCCCCCACUCUGGCAAAAGGAGCUGUCAGAAGUCCCCUGCCCAACAGGAGCCACCGCAGAGGCAAACCACUGGAACCAAACAACCCAAAAAACCCAUCAAGGCCCCUGCGCCGGCAGACGCUCGGGCCAGCUUGCAGGUGGAGAGUGAGCUAGGACUUCCCCACAGCUCCAAGGACCAGCCUUCCAAAGACAAGCCCAAGGUGAAGACGAAAGGGAGGCCCCGUGCUGGAGACGCCAGAGAGCCCAAGCCAGCGGUGCCCACCCCCGGCGAGAGAAAGAAGCACAGGGUCGCACCCCCGGCCCCCUCAAAGGUGCUCUCGGGCCCGGAGCCCACGAAGGACAAUGUGGAGAACAGGAGCCCUGAGCAUUUUGCCCUCCUUCCCCUGACUCAGAGCCAGGGCCCCCUGCGCAGCGGUGACAGUGGUGGCAGGACUAGUGGCUGUCGCCGCGCUGUGGUGGUUCAGGAGGACCGCCGGAAGGACAAACUGCCGGUGCCUUCGAGAGACACCAAGCUGCUCUCCCCGCUCAGGGACACGCCUCCCCCACAAAGCUUGAUGGUGAAGAUAACCCUCGACCUCCUCUCGUGGGUUCCCCAGCCGCCUGGGAAGGGAAGCCACCAGAAGAAACCGGAAGACAAACAGCCACCGGCUGGGAAGAAGCUGGAUUCGGAGAAGGAAAAGAGAAACUCAGACAACUCAAGCAAGUCCAAAAAGAGGAAGGGUGAAGCAGAAAGAGACCACGAUGGCAAGAAAGUCAGACUGGAGAAAGAAAUCAAAUCACAGCCAUCAUCUUCGUCCUCGCACAAAGAAUCUUCUAAAGCAAAAAUACCUAGGCCCUCCUCUGAGCCCUCAAAGAAGGAUAUGCUUCCGCCCACACACGUGUCGUCCUCAUCCUCAUCUUCCCAGAAGCCAGCCAAGCCUACACAAAAGAGGCCAAAGCGGGAAGCACACCCCUGUGGCCAGGACCCUCCCAAAAGUGCCAGCAGUACCAAGGGCAACCACAAGGACUCUCCCAUCCCCAAGCGCAGAAAAGCGGAGGGGAAGGGUUCUGGGAGCUCUUCAGAACACAAAGGACCUUCUGGAGAUACUGCAAAUCCUUUUCCAGUGCCUUCUUUGCCAAAUGGCAACUCGAAACCAGGGAAGCCUCAAGCGAAGUUUGACAAACAAACAGAUCUUCACAUGAAGGAGGUGAAAAAGUUGAAGCAAAAAGCAGAGUUAAUGACGGACAAGGUUGGGAAGGCUUCUAAGUACUUGGAAGCUGCCUUGACCCUCAUUGAGUGUGGGAUUGCCAUGGAGUCGGAAAGCCCGGCAUCCAAGUCGGCUUACUCGAUGUACUCUGAAGCUGAAGUCCUCGUUAAAUUCAUAAUGUCACUGAAAUCCUUCUCAGACUCCACAGCAUCAACACAAGAGAAAAUACUUGCUGUUUUAUGCAUGCGUUGCCAGUCCAUUUUGAACAUGGCGAUGUUUCGUUGUAAAAAAGAUAGAGCAAUAAAGUAUUCUCGUACUCUUAAUGAACACUUCCAGAGUUCUUCCAAAGUUGCCCGGGCACCUUCUCCAUGCAUUGCAAGAAGCACAGGCACACCAUCCCCUCGCUCUCCAAUGCCUUCUGCUGCCAGCUCCACAGGAUCCCAGUCCAGCGCUGGCAGUGUGGGGAGCAGUGGGAUGCCUGCCACCAUCCAAAAUAUGACAUCCUCCUAUAUCACUAUCACUUCCCACAUCCUUACCGCCUUUGAUCUUUGGGAACAGGCUGAGGUCCUUACAAGGAAGAAUAAAGAGUUUUUUGCUCAGCUCAGCACAAGUGUGUGCACCUUGGCCCUCAACAGCAGUUUAACGGAUCUGGUGUACUACACAAGACAGGGUUUUCAGUGGCUAAAACAAGGAACCAAAACACCUUAAUGGAGCCCCAAGUUGACUUGAUGCCUUGGGAACUUUUUUGCACAUUGGAAGCCUCAAAAACAGUCCAGACAUCUGUCUCAUCAGGACACCUAACUUGAGAAGCACCAUGAGAUGGCCAGGACAUUGGUCCACCUAAACUCUCUCAAGAACCAUGUGAUCAUUGGUUGGGCACGAUGGCCAUGCAGAAGCAGACACGAGGAGGCUGGCUUCAGAGAUUGAUCUUGCCUUUCCUAACUAAAGGACAGAAGUGCAAUGUAGCCUAAGAGGGGGGUGUGAAUGGUCUAGAAACAUUUCCGUAUUUUUUCAAACCAGCAGGAUGCAAGUCACAAAUGAAAUGAAAGAGAAGCAAUUUCAACUCUGAAAGCAAAUUCACGUCAUCCCAGUAGCCACACUAAUCCAUUCCCAGAAGGCAAUAUUUUUAACAAUGAAUUUUGGUGUAGGGUUAUGUGGAUGAUUUUUUUUUUCUUUUAAGUUUUUUGGGGAUGUAUUUGUUCAGUAGAUUCUAACAGUCAUCCAUAAAACAUAAAUUGUGAAGGAUUCCACUGUACCCCACUUUUCUGCCAGUGAACAGUGGCUUUGAUAAUACCAAGUAUUGUCAUAAUUUAUAGAAUCGAGGGCAACCCUCCAUUGCCUGGAGUACUGCAUGUUCACCCCAGCCCUGAUUUCUUCAUUACUGUGCUGAAAGGCAGCCCGAGUCCGAGCAGCACAUGGGGAUGCCAUUGGAGGACGCGGCGCUGCCGUUCCCAUCCCCUUCUUCAGGAAAAGGCAGUCGCCAUUGACUGGAUUCUGGAUUUUCUACCUUGGGGAAGAAGGGAACCAACAUUUAUACAUGACCAGUUGGCUAAAGGGCUUUUUAAUUUUUGUUCAAGUAGAGCUGGAAUUCGAGGUGCUGAUCUGUGGUCUAGUUAUGUGGUAACUCAUGUUGUCUAACCAACUCAGAAUUUUGUCAUUGAACAAAGAAAAAUGGAAUCUACUUCUUAGAGAGGCUAUAUUUUUCUGCUACAAAUUAUUUUAUAUUUAUAGCAAAACUAGAUUUUUCAGAGCCCUUAAUUGUCUAGGGGAAAUGAAUUCCCUGAGAGGAUGUGGAGAUUGAGUGGUGAAUUAGAUUUAAAAAAAAAAAUCAUCACCACAUGCCUUCACUCUAGAGUGUUCUCAGUCAACUAGAUUUGAUAGGUUGAAGAGGAACUGUGGCCUUCCCAUAUAUCGUUAUUGCCAUAUUAUGUACAUUAAACAGAUCAUUUUGAAUGACCUAAAAUGAAAGAACACAUCAGAAUUCCCACAUAUCCAUAAGCACAGAUUUUCUUUUUCAUUGACACUUUGAAGUUUAUUAUUGGAAGCAUUAUUUUGAGGGCAUUGAUUUUAAAAGCCAAUUCUUUUUAUUCCUUUUAGAAGUAGAGUUUGCACACAUUAAAAUUGAGGAGUAUUAUCUCUACAAUUGGUUUAUUUUUCUUCCUUCCCCCUGUUCUGCCCCUCUCUAUGUUGUUUGCUACCAAGCAUGUUUGACAUUUUCCUAUUUAUUUAUUAGUGAAGAAGGGAAUACCAUCUUUAUUUAUAAUGAAGAAGUCUGAGGUCCAUAUGAUGAAUGUAAGAACUUUCUUGGGAAUUUGGCAAAUAUAUAAAGGGAUGUGUAGAAGAUGGGAGUGAUGCUUCUUUUUUACAGUAUGAACUGUCUGAAGUUGUUCCUUCAGCAUCUUAUCAGCCAGUUCUUUUGUCAUCACUGGCUGGAGCAGAGGUUUGUUACCUCAUAUUUAGGUUAAAGCCAGAGAAUUACAGCAGGUAGUAAUAUCUGAGCACAAAAAAUUCAUGUUGGAAGUUUUGAUAUUUUCAGAUAGCUUGAUGGACCAAUUUUAUGUAUUGACAUUCUAAAGCAAAGUCAUGGUCCUUUUUCAGUUACUCAUUUAAAAAGCAACCUGUUGUUAAGUGAACAGCAAUUGCCUGGUAGAUUGUAUGCUUGUGGCAUUAUGUGUCCGUCUCGUAUGUGUAGGAGAUAAGACACCACAAUCAGGCUGAUGUAGUUAUUCAGCAUUGUUUUUCUUUUCUUUUCUCUUGGCCAUUUUUUCCCUCUUGACCCUGUUACUCCCCGGUAUAAACCACUUGUUAAUGUGGAAGAAUGUGUUCUUUGGGACAGGUUCUGAGCUGUGCAGAUUGUGCUGGGGUUGGAGUGUGUGUCCUGUCAGCAAGCCACAGUGCUCCCUCGACUGAGGACAUUUCCAACUCGAUCUCAGCCGAUGCUAAAAGAAGCGAUUGCUUUUUCAGUGGCCUUUUUUUUUCCCCCUGAACUUUAUAUUAAAAUUUUAUUUAUACCUUGAAAAACUAAUGAAUUUGCAGAGAUCGGUUUGUACUAUUUUGAUCAAGGACUAUUUCUGAUUCUUACUGCAACUUGUGUUGUACCUAGAAGAGAAUUCCUAAUGCCUACUUUUUAAAUAGAGUGUGAAAAGGCAGUGGCUGGUGAAUCCUUAUUGUUCAUAAGCUCUUUUUGCUGUUACAGUUGUAUAUAGAAAUCAAAAGGGUUUUAAAUAAUUUGCACUUUUUCACUGCAUGCUUAAAAUCCCAAACGCAAAAUUUGUACUGAGGUAGAUAAUUGAAAGGACUAGAAUAUAAAUUACCUUUGAAUAUGUUAAGUUUUUAUAACAGUAAUAGUACACACUUCACAGUGAGACAAAUACAAAACAUUCUGUAAAAAUGGAGUGUAAAAUCUUGCCUUUGGCACUACAGUUUCGGGUGUGUCUGUGGGUGUGUCUGUGUGUCUUUACUAGGAAAUGGAAGGACACUGUUUUACUUUAAAAAAUGUUGAAUGUUUCUAUCCUUUCUCGAGAUAAUUAAAAUGUGAAUCCCUGAACUUGAGAUUUUAGCCAGACUAAGGGCCCUGGUAAACGAAGAAAAAUACUUUACUGGAAUUUAUCAAAUUCCACUGGGUUAAGAACGUGGAAACAUAGGCCACAUACGAGCUGUGGUGGAGAGUUGGAGGGUCCAGUAGGCAUAUUAUCAGGACUAGAACUACCAUACAAUGACGUAUCUGAUAUUAUGACUUAAUCACAACACCAAAUGCAGAAAAUAUCGGAUCUCUUUGAACAAAAGAACCUUUAUUUUAUAGAUCUGUUUUGACCAAAAUAUAUUCUCUAUUUCCCUUAGACAAAUUGGAUCACACUUAUCUCCCUUGCUCUAUAUCCUUUGAUUCCAGAUCUCAGGAUGUUUAGAAGCUAAAAGAAACUACCCCUUUCUGGCUAAAAACUUGCCUUAAUUGGUACUUUAAAUGUUAAUGUUACUAAGAUCCGGAGUUUACUAUUUUGAUUCCUGUUCAGUAAGUUUUAGCAGUAGAAAGAAACCAUUGUGCCCUCCAAAAUGAACACAACUUUUAGCUCUGAGAUAUGGAAGGAGACGUGUGUAUGUGUNGU
Molecule: messenger RNA, 7349 nt
Organism: Hipposideros armiger (great roundleaf bat)
Lineage: Eukaryota; Metazoa; Chordata; Mammalia; Chiroptera; Hipposideridae
Gene: AFF1
Product: ALF transcription elongation factor 1
Exons: 20
Coding region: 265-3954 (1229 amino acids)
Biological process (GO): regulation of gene expression
Cellular component (GO): super elongation complex; nucleus
Source: RefSeq, a predicted model, not a curated record